CAAUCGCCCUGAAGGUCAAUUUAUCUGGAAUGAUGUCUGUUACAAGACAUGUAAGAGGUGCAAAGAGAACCAUAGCCAAAAGAAUAAAGAUAAUCAAAAUGAGAAAAUGCCAACUAUAAUUGAUCAUGAACUAAGCCAACAUAAAAAUAUAGUAUUUUCUUCUGAUCUUUCGGAUAAGUCUCUCAAUGCGUAUACAUUAUUGCAAGGUGCAGAGAAAGUACCCGAUGAAUUCAAGGAAGAAGAGUAUGGCAUAAAAAAUGAUGUUCAUAAUAUAGUUGAAGAACAUUCGGAGGUAGAACAUAUCAGUAAUAUCACACACACUGAGAUCGACUAUCUUGACUUGGGAAACUUCAUUGAACAUGAAAUCCAAGAACUAACGGCUGGCGCUCACAUUGAUGAAGUAGCAAAUAUAAUUUAUCAGACUCACUUGCUGGUGUGUUUAGAUGUCACUAUGGUUCAAA
Molecule: messenger RNA, 461 nt
Organism: Ambispora gerdemannii
Lineage: Eukaryota; Fungi; Glomeromycota; Glomeromycetes; Archaeosporales; Ambisporaceae
Source: the annotation of a GenBank genome assembly